Molecule: messenger RNA, 2933 nt
Organism: Blepharisma stoltei
Lineage: Eukaryota; Ciliophora; Heterotrichea; Heterotrichida; Blepharismidae
Source: the annotation of a GenBank genome assembly
AUGGCAGCUAAUAUACUUAAGAUGGAUUCAUCUAAAUCUUCAGCUCCUUUAGAAGAAAACUUAUCAAGAUCUUCUAGUCUUUCACAAGAAGACUCUUUUCACACUGCUCCUGAAGAAGAAGCAAAGCAAGAAAGCGACAAAUUCUUAGAUUUCGGAUUAUUGCAAAAUUACAUUGUCCAGUUUAUCAGUGAUUUAUCUCAAAAUCAUGACUUAUUAGCUGACGCUGAUAGUGAAAUAGCUCCAACACUGACUAAAAGACUGAAUAAAGAAAUAAAGGUGCUGACCAGAGGCUUGCCGUGCACUUCAAGUUAUUCUAUUUUUAUAGGAGUAGAUUCAGCUAAUAUGAAGCUUAUGAAAGCACUAGUAGCAGGAUCUGAAGGAACCCCAUACGCGCAUGGACUUUUUGAGUUUCAUAUAGCAGUCCCUAACACUUAUCCCAAUUUCCCACCUGUUAUGAGCUUGCAUACAGGUUUGGUAAAUACCGUCGCAUUUAAUCCGAAUCUCUACAAUAAUGGAUAUGUCUGCUUAUCAAUUAUUCUUUAUAUUCACUCACUUUUAUUAAUCCCUCUCUUUUUUCACUAUUUUUUAUUAAAAAUAAUCAUAACAAUAAAUUUAUUUUUGCAAAUAUUCCUCAUAAAGAAUAUAAAUACUUGGUCAGGAGAUCCUGAAGAAAUGUGAAGCCCUGACAAAAACCUACUACAAGUCCUUCUCUCAAUCCAAGUUUUAGUCAUGGACAACCAAGUAAUCCAAAAAGAGCCCAGCUGCUCAGAUAUGGCAGAAGACUCAAUUGACAACAUUAUUUACCAAAAUAUAAUAAAAUACGCCACUAUACAGCACACAAUGAUAGAUGUUUUGAGGAACCCUCCAAAAGGCUUUGAAAAUGUUGUGGAAAAUUAUUUCAGGAUAAAAAGGAAUGAAAUUUUGAAAAAUAUUAAUAAUUGGCUAGAAGAUGCCAGAGGACAGGGCAUUGAAUAUACAAUGGACGAUAUGGCUGCAGGGUAUAAUGAAAGCUUGUAUUUAGCACUGAAAAGUGAAGGAUAUGCAAAUGCAUUGCAGAGAGUCGCGAGAGAGCUGCAAGACGAAUUUAUUGAGAGAUAUGGGUCUGUGAAUGUAUAUAUUAAUGAAAUUGAAGCUCAGCCGAUGAUGUAUGGAGAUGAUUAUGAAGCGGGAAAUCUGAAUUUACCGACAAUUUUGAUGAGAGAGCCAUCGUCUUCUGAUCCACAAGCACCGGGUAUAUAAAUAGAAUGGAGUCUAGGCUGGGUAUUACUGAGAGGGAAAUACAUUUUAUUCAUAUCCGAAAGGCUUUGACAAUCCUGAAAUGGACAGCAAUGCUAGGAAUUCUGGUAAUUUACAGAGCCUAAACCUAGUCCGUUUUCAGGAUUGGAUUUUACCUUGAGGAAAAGGUGGAUUCAGAGAUGGAAAGGGAAAGCCCAGCAUCUGCAGGCAAUGCCUAGGCCAUUCGAGCAACUUCCUAGUGUGAAGCCAAAAUUUUCUUUUUGCCGAUAGUUGACAGGAAUUCCAUUUUUUGGGAUUUUUGUGCGAAUAGCCUUCCUUCAGCCCAGGUAGCAUGCCGCAUAAGUCCAUAGCUUUUCCACUCAGCACAGAGUUGAUAAGGCAAGUAUGAGGUGGAGACACAGAAUCCUACUUAGCAGGUGCCAUGAUGUCAGGUGGUGAAGAAUAGGAAAGGCGAUGUCCGAACAAGCAAGCUCUCUCUGUAGUCGUCGCAAAGAGGUUGAAUCUCCCUAGAGAUCCUUGGUGACUGUGCUACCAAUAGGUGAGCAAGCCAAAACCUGCACUUUAUGUUCAAGCAUAAGAUCCACAAGCCCCAGAAUCUGUACAUCCUUAUUUUCAACACUUAGGAGACCAUAGAUUUAAUGCAUCCGAUUGGGAUGCCCAAAAUGCGACGACUUAUUGUUAUGAUGCAAGCACACUUAACCAGCAAGGGCUUGCGAGGAUUAAUAAAGAAAUUAAAGCAUUGACUAGAAGUUUGCCAUGUGAGCCCUCUGGAGCUGUUUUUAUAGGUAUGGAUAGCUCGAAUAUGAGCAGAAUAAAAGCCUUAAUCUCAGGCACUGAGGAUACUCCAUAUGAGCAUGGGCUCUUUUUAUUUGAUAUUCCUUUCAGCUUUAUUUAUUUUCCUAUUAUUAGCUUUCUUAUAAAAAUGAUCCAGAACUAUUAAUUCUCCAUAAUUGGGAAUAUAAAAUUACCUCAAGACUAUCCUAACAGCCCACCUCUUAUGACUAUAAAAACUACUGGAAACGGUUUACAUCGAUUUAACCCUAACCUGUAUGACACUGGCUACGUCUGUCUAUCAGUAAUAAACACCUGAGACGGUGAUCCUGAAGAAAUGUGGAACCCAAGCUAUAGCACCCUCCUCCAAGUAUUUUUAUCAAUACAAGCUUUAGUCAUGAACCAAGCAGUCAUUCAAAAAGAACCUUCCUAUGAAGGCUACUCAAUAGACAGCAAAGAAAACAUGGAAUACAUCAUGAUUGUCAGAUAUGGAAACAUAAAAUAUGCCAUGUCCGCUAUUAUUCAGAAUCCGCCUAUUGAGUUUACUGAUGUAGUAGUCAAACAUUUCGCUAUCAAAAAAAAAGAAAUUUUGAAAACUGUCGAAAAAUGGCUUGAUGAGGCUAAAAAUUUUGUGUUUGAAGGGUAUGAAUAUUGGCUGCGUGCCAUUUUUUCUGCACUUUUUUGACAGUCAUGCGUGCUAAGCAGCAAUUUACUAAAAAAAUUUUUAUAUUUAGGCACUUGCUCUUAAAAACCGUGAAAUUUUUUCUUAAAAAAAAAAUUUUCUAAAAAUCAAGAAUCAUGAAUAUUUAAUCUCAAGCCACAAUGCUCACACUGUAGGGAUUUUUGCAGAAAAAGGAAUAUAUGAAGCCUUUUUAGAAGCUGUUGAAGAGCUCAAAGGGCUGCUAGAGAAUCUUCCUGAAUUGUAG